AUUUCUUGAAAGUUCAAACACUGUAAAUCACUACUUUUUCCAUGGAGGUCGACAUACAAAUUCCUCAGUUCUUUAUCUGCCCAAUAUCUCUGCAAAUCAUGAGAGACCCGGUGACGACGGUGACUGGCAUCACCUACGACCGAGAAAGCAUCGAGAAGUGGCUACUCACGGCCGGUGAAAACCCAUUAUGUCCGGUCACAAACCAGCCAUUAGCCAAAGACUCCGAUCUAACACCGAACCACACCUUGCGCCGGCUGAUCCAAUCAUGGUGUGCUGACAACGCAUCGUACGGCGUUGACAGGAUCCCCACCCCAAAGCCCCCGCUCGACAAGUUCCGUGUUAUGAAGAUGAUGAGAGAUCUCGAUCAUCCUCACUUGAAAACCCAAGUUUUAAUGCAGUUAGAAAUCCUCGCCACCGACAAUGAUCGGAACCGUAAGUACAUGGUCGAGGCUGGUUUGCCAAAAGCCAUGUUAAUGUUUCUUACCACAUGUUUCAACAAGCGAAAAAUCGAUCGUGGUUUAGAAGAAGCUUUAAAUAUUCUUCGUUUGAUCCGAACUCCAUCGUCGGAACUCCUGGAAAACAAUCAAAUGAUUGAAUCUUUAACGUGGGUUUUAGGGUAUGAUGAAGAAAAUCAAAAUCAAACCUUCAUGGUCAAAUCCUACGCAGGGAUGAUUUUAAAAACCAUAAUCAAAACAGCUAAUUCUCACUUUCUCGAGAGACUAAAACCCGAAUUCUUCCAAACCCUAGUCGGCGUUUUAAGAACAGCUCGUAAAAACAACGUAAGUUACCAAGUUGGGAAUAUCAACACAGUUUUGAACAUCUUACUAAACGUUUGUUCGUGGGGAAGAAAUCGGGUUAUGAUGGUUCAAUCCGGCGCCGUUUUUGAGCUGGUGGAGAUGGAAUUAGACUCGCCGUUAGAUAGAGAAACAACGGAGCUGAUACUGGGGAUAUUAUUUCAUCUUUGUUCUUGCGCGGAGGGACGAGCUGAGUUCCUCAGCCACAGUGGUGGGAUUGCGGUUGUUUCAAAGAGGAUCAUGAAGGUUUCAGAAACGGCAGAUUAUCGUGCCGUUUUGAUAUUGUCGUUGAUCGGUAAGGCGUCGAGUGGAUCGAGCAUUGUUAUCGGGGAAAUGUUGAGGGUUGGUGCAGUGUCAAAGCUUUUCAUGAUUCUUCAGGGUGACUCUGCUGGAUAUUUGAAGAAGAAGGCUAGGGAAAUACUUAGAUUACACUCUGAUGAGUGGAAGAAAUCUCCUUGCUUUGAUGCUUCUCUGUUAAUAAGGUGCGGUGUAAGCACCAGGUGA
This is a messenger RNA of Carica papaya (papaya), 1298 nucleotides long. RefSeq names its product E3 ubiquitin-protein ligase PUB24-like. Lineage: Eukaryota; Viridiplantae; Streptophyta; Magnoliopsida; Brassicales; Caricaceae. Gene Ontology annotation, biological process: protein ubiquitination. The record is from RefSeq and is a predicted model, not a curated record. Gene Ontology annotation, molecular function: ubiquitin protein ligase activity.